CCUCCACGUCCUCCACGUCCGGUUCCGACCCGUAUCACCUCUCCUCUCUCGUCUCAUCAGACAGACAUCAGCAGAUUGCCGUUUGACCUUCAGCAGUCAGCUUUUUGGAUUCCGGCGCCCAAGAGUGGCCUCCGUCUCAGAACGGCCCUUCUCCAUCCAGACGCAUACAUACAUCCACACCGUCCAAUAUGCGCCGCAGCAUCGUCCUAGCUGCUCUAGCUGAAGAACGCGAGAGAUCAGGCUCAGUCGAAGGAUCAUCGUCCAAUUCGAGCCAUCCUGUCGCUGCGCCCAAGAAGGGCUACGCUUCUUCUGCGCUGACGCCACGCACCGCAACCGGUGGCGGCUUUGGCCCACUUCUGGGUCGCAAGCCAUUCAAGGCACCAACGUCCGCCAGCGCCAAGCAGGGAUCAGAUGGAGAGGUGACUGGAAGGCGGAAGAGACAGCGCGUCAACUAUGCUGGUAUGGGCGGAGAAGAAGAUGGUGAUGGCGAGGCUACCUUGGAUGCAGUGUCAGAUGACGAGCGCAAGCCUAAAGGCAAGCCGGGCGUGUUUGGGAAGAACGGGAAGAUGACAUCCUUGGAAGGCGUAUACAAAGGCAUAGACGCUAGAGGCGUUUCUUUGAAUGUCGACAAUCGAAAAUGGGACGUGUUCAAGCCAAGAGAAGGAGCGAUGAAGCAAGCUUUCAAUAUCCCAGUCAUGCGCAAUAAGAAUGGCGAAGUCAUCGAGACGAGAUUGACGGGCAUCUCAUUGGGCACUAGAAAGGCGAUCGAAAUCCCACCUCGACCCUUGCACGACCCCAUGGCGGAGCAUGCGAUUGUGCUCUUCGACCCCACCAUCGAUGAUCCUGAGGCAGAGCGAGAAAAGGAAAGACUGAGAAGGGAACGGCUAGCAGCAGACUCGCUGGCCAAGACAGAGGCAGCAGGUCAACUUGAGGAAAAAGCAGCAGGUCCCACCCCUCACAAAAAACUCGCGGAUAUACUGGGUCUGCGCAAGGAAGUGAAAAAGGUAGCUGUCAAGGUGGCUGUCGUGAUCGAUCCGCGUCUUGGCAAGGUGCUUCGACCACAUCAAAUCGAAGGAGUCAAGUUUUUGUAUCGCUGUGCGACGUCUCUGGUAGACGAACAUGCGCAAGGCUCAAUCAUGGCCGACGAGAUGGGUCUGGGCAAGACGCUGCAAUGCAUCACUCUUAUGUGGACGCUUCUCAAGCAGUCUCCAAUUGCGAACAAGCCAACUAUCGAGAAGGCGAUCAUCGCAUGCCCAUCCAGUCUGGUGCGUAACUGGGCAAAUGAGCUGGUCAAGUGGCUCGGAGCUUCGGCGCCGGGAGCUUUUGCUUUGGAUGGAGCCCUCUCGCGCGAAGAGAUGAUCGCGGCUGUCCGUCGCUGGGCGGACGCCAAGGGUCGUUCCAUCGUCCAGCCGGUCAUGAUUGUCUCGUACGAGACGUUACGCAACAUCUCCGACGAGCUUGCAAAUUGCAACGUGGGGCUUCUUCUUGCCGACGAAGGGCACCGCCUGAAGAACGCGGAAAGUCUGACGUAUCAAGAGCUCGACAAGAUUCCGGUCAAGCGACGGGUGAUUCUGACAGGAACACCGGUACAGAACGACUUGACGGAGUACUUUUCCCUCGUCAAAUUCGCCAACCCCGACCUGCUGGGAGGCCGCCUCGAGUUCCGUCGUCACUUUGAGAUGCCCAUCAUCAAAGGCCGCGAUGCGGCAGCGUCCGAGCAAGAACGUCAGGUCGGAGAUGCGAAGCUUGCCGAGCUCACGGGCAUAGUAAGCAAGUUUAUCAUUCGUCGAACAAAUGACCUGCUUUCGAAGUAUUUGCCCAUCAAGUACGAGCACGUCGUCUUUUGCAAGGUCUCGGACUUCCAGCUCAAGCUCUACCAGCUGUUUUGCAAGUCGCCAGAAAUUCAAAGCUUGCUCCGUGGCAAAGGCUCGCAACCCCUCAAAGCUAUCUCAAUCUUGCGCAAAUUAUGCAAUCAUCCCGACCUUGUGGACUUGUCAAACGACUUGGUAGGAAGCGAAAAGUACUUUCCAGAAGGAUAUACGCCUCAUGAUCGGCGGGACGUGCACACUGAGCUCAGCGGCAAGAUGAUGGUCUUGGAGCGAUUCUUGACGACGAUGCGUCAGACUAGCAAAGAUAAGGUGGUGUUGAUCUCAAACUUUACGCAGACUCUAGACAUUUUCGAGAAGAUGUGUCGCCUGAACAGGUGGGGCUGCUUUAGGCUAGAUGGGACCAUGGCGAUCAAGAAGCGUCAGAAGUUCGUCGACAGAUUCAACGAUCCGGAAGCGCCGGAGUUCAUCUUCCUCCUCAGUUCCAAGGCUGGUGGAUGCGGCAUCAAUCUGAUCGGAGCCAAUCGCUUGGUGCUCUUCGACCCCGACUGGAACCCCGCGUCAGACCAGCAGGCGCUGGCUCGUAUUUGGCGAGACGGACAGAAGAAGACGUGCUUCGUGUACCGAUUCAUAGCGACGGGCUCCAUCGAAGAGAAGAUUCUUCAAAGACAGUCUCACAAAAUGUCGCUGUCGUCAUGCAUGCUCGACGCGCAAGAAGGCGUGGAGAUUGAGCGCCACUUUUCCUCGGAGGAUUUGCGCGCGCUCUUCAAGUUCAACGAGCACACCCACUGCGACACGCACGACACUUACAAGUGCAAACGCUGUCGCAAUGGCAAGCAGACGAUCAAAGCUCACGCCAUGCUGUAUGGUGACGCUGCAACGUGGAAUCACUACACCAAGGAUGAGCUGCACAACGUCCAUGAUGAUCUAUUGCGAGCCGAAAAGACCCAAGGUGACGAGGUCAGCUUCGUCUUUCAAUAUUGCUCUCAUUGAUGAGCAUAACGCCUAGCGUUGUUCAUCGCUCUUCAUGCAUGUUCCCGUGGCCCGCUACCUGGCAGCAAGCGUCUGUUCAUGUCACAGUCUGGCCCACAUCAUAGACACUCCCGCAUCAAUGUCAUCCAUCACAAGAAGAUCUGAAAGACG
This is a messenger RNA of Ceraceosorus guamensis, 2969 nucleotides long. Its product is annotated as putative RAD54-DNA-dependent ATPase of the Snf2p family. NCBI's taxonomy places the organism in Eukaryota, Fungi, Basidiomycota, Exobasidiomycetes, Ceraceosorales, Ceraceosoraceae. The record is from RefSeq and is a predicted model, not a curated record. Gene Ontology annotation, cellular component: nucleus. The coding region runs from base 189 to 2819 and encodes 876 amino acids. The transcript is spliced from 6 exons. Gene Ontology annotation, biological process: reciprocal meiotic recombination; double-strand break repair via synthesis-dependent strand annealing. Gene Ontology annotation, molecular function: DNA translocase activity; ATP binding; hydrolase activity, acting on acid anhydrides.